Molecule: messenger RNA, 513 nt
Organism: Penicillium brevicompactum
Lineage: Eukaryota; Fungi; Ascomycota; Eurotiomycetes; Eurotiales; Aspergillaceae
Exons: 2
Coding region: 1-513 (170 amino acids)
Source: RefSeq, a predicted model, not a curated record
AUGGCCUGUACCUUUGUGUUUCCAUCUUUGCAAGCCAACAAUGAGCUCGAGAUCGGGAACGGGUUGCCGAAAGAUCUCAAAUCCCUUUUUCACCUCCUAAGAGGUAUUCAUUCGAUCAUUGAUCAAGCACGUGCAGAUGCAGCGUUCCUGUCCCCAGAAGAGCGCGUUCUUCCGCCAGAAGUAAGAAAACUCUGCGAGUCGAGCGCCUCAUGGCCGACUAUCUAUCAGAAUGCCAUUGACACGCUUGAAUACUGUGCUAUGGCGAACGGAAUGGUGAUUCCGUGGAUAGUGAUGGCUGGUGAAGAUUUUGUGGAGCAGGUUGAAAACAGAGAGCCUUUGGCAUUGUUAAUCUACGCUUGCUGGGCAGCGCUGAUGGCACGGCAGGAGAUGUGGUGGACUAGAAUCACGGGCCAGAAGAUUGUGCGAGCUCUAGGGCAGUCCGAACAGGAUGAAGAAUGGAAUCGUGUUCUGCGAUGGGCAAAAGAGAUAGCUCAUGCAGAGACUUGCAGCUAA